Molecule: messenger RNA, 1464 nt
Organism: Perkinsus marinus ATCC 50983
Lineage: Eukaryota; Perkinsozoa; Perkinsida; Perkinsidae
Exons: 1
Coding region: 1-1464 (487 amino acids)
Source: RefSeq, a predicted model, not a curated record
AUGUCUUCUCCCAUCAACUCCACCAUAAUCCAGAAGCUCGAUUCGCUCGACAGUGAGUACGCAGCCAUUCGCCGUCAGCAGGAGAUCGAGACCCGUGCUCUGGAGAAGACUUACGAGGCCAAAUACCAGCCUCUCUUCUCGGAAAGGUCUAAGGUCAUCGCCGAGGGUGGCGUUCCCGACCUUCAAGGCCCAAGUACCAACCGGAAGGACUGGUUCAACGACCGCACUGCGCUCCUGAAGAGGAACUAUCAGAGGGCUAGAGGUAAGGCCAGGAGGUCCCCAGAGGACCAGACUCUUAGGCAGCUAGAACUGGCUGCACGCCGGGAAUAUGCCAGCGGGAUACGCGCCGCAAAGAAACGGCACUGGGAAGGGUUCGUAGAGAAUAUGUCGGAGGAGGCAGCUAACAGGUGGCUGAGAUCAAAAGCCAACACCCCGUCAGAGAUGGAUCCGGAAGCCGCGGCUGAGCACUUUCUCGGGGCCGCUCGGGACCUCACUGGUGCGACACAGGGGGAACGGCGGGACAGCUCAGUCAGAGCUGUGAGCUUGUCGAUGGAUGAGCUGUUAGAGGUUGUGCGCUCUCUCCCGCGAGGACGCUGUCCGGGGGAUGACGAGACGGCAUUCGAACACGUUCAGCGGGCCACAGAGGUUAGCAGAGCGUUCCUGGAAGAGAUGAGAGUUGUUUACGAGGCGAUGCUGAGGCUAGGCAUAUUUCCCGAAGUCUUCAAGCUCAGUAAGGUCAUUCUGCUGGGAAAGCCGGGGCGCACGCCAGAAGGGCCGGGUAUGGCGGCAAAGCUACGCUGCGUCCGACCCAUCACCCUGCUGCGCAGCCUCAGCAAAACGGCGGAGAAAGUGAUCCUGCAGAGGUUGAGAGACAAAGUUGCGAACCUUCCGCAGGAGAUCCAUGGCUUCCGGCCCGGACGAUCACCGGUUACAGCGGUAAGGGAGGUCCAAUGGUUCGUGGAGUCCAAGGUCAGCGGACCACUGAGGGGCGCCAACGCCACGGCAAGCCGGCAAGGUGUUGCCUGUCUCCUAUUGGAGGACAUCAGUUCUGCCUUCGACAGAUGCGAAUGGUGCCACCUCGUCGAGGCGGUAAAGGUGAACUUCGGAGAGGAGUGGGCCCCUCUCUUCGAGUCUUUCUUGCAGGGCAGGGGCGUUCGGCUGGUCACAGCAGAAGGAGGGAGGGCAUACAGGGUGCGAACUCGGGGUACUCCCCAGGGUUCGAGCGCAAGCCCUAUCCUGUUCGCAGCCCACACCGGGGACCUAGCGGCCAGGGUCGACCGAAUGGAGGAGAUUCUCCCAGAAGGGUGCAGUGCGAAGCUCGUGAUAUAUGCGGAUGAUAUAGCGCUGGCUCUUAAGGCGAGAAGCGUAAGCGACCUCGCAGAGGCUAUCCUCAUGAUGCGCACAGUUAUCAAAAACUGGGCCGAAAAUAGAGGUCUGACUCUAGCACCCGAGAAAGAGGAGUAA